GCCUCUAAUAUGGUAUUAGCAGAUUACAAUUUUAGCACUAUAGUUUCUGUUGUUGGAGAAGGCAUAUCUAUUUACAACAACAUGAAAGCUUUUAUCAGGUAUAUAUGCAGUUUUUCCAUGAGUUUCACCAGCGUCCAUGGUAAGAGUCCAUCCACGGAAUAUGCAAAGUUGAGGAAGGAUUCACUAGAAAGUGAAUUUGGACAUGCUCUUGGAGCUAAUCCCUCCAGAAUUUUUUCUGCUGCCUACUGUUUUGGUCCAUUUUUGGCUUUGUGUAGACCAGCAAUUAUUUUGUUUCAUGUGUUGAAGCUAACAAUCUGGCAAUUCUUUGUUCAAGACAUAAGGAAACGUGCCAUCAAGGAAUAUUGUGCAGCAAUGUGAAUAUUCAAAUGUUAAAGCUACUGAACUGAUUCUCCCACAGUUUGUUAACCAAUAUUACAUCAUAGUGGUGGCAGAAGCAGAAGAAAAAAAAGAGGAGCAGCAGGAGCAGGCAUUAGUAGUAGCCGAAGUGGGCAAGCAAUCAUAAAUAGUCCAAUAAUCACUGUAUCCGUUUCUAGCACACUUAUGUUUUUGUCUCUGAUGCAAUGUGAGACAAUAAAUUGUCACUGAAUCAUGACUUUGUGGAACCAUGACUAAUACGAAUGUAUCUAUCUUGGUGGAUCCAAUGUAUUUUGAAGUUUAAA
Rosa rugosa (rugosa rose) is the source of this 680-nucleotide messenger RNA. RefSeq lists its product as uncharacterized. The coding region runs from base 10 to 378 and encodes 122 amino acids. The transcript is spliced from 3 exons. Lineage: Eukaryota; Viridiplantae; Streptophyta; Magnoliopsida; Rosales; Rosaceae. The record is from RefSeq and is a predicted model, not a curated record.